Molecule: messenger RNA, 2779 nt
Organism: Cucurbitaria berberidis CBS 394.84
Lineage: Eukaryota; Fungi; Ascomycota; Dothideomycetes; Pleosporales; Cucurbitariaceae
Product: glycoside hydrolase family 3 protein
Exons: 6
Coding region: 153-2708 (851 amino acids)
Biological process (GO): glucan catabolic process
Molecular function (GO): beta-glucosidase activity
Source: RefSeq, a predicted model, not a curated record
CGCUUCCCGCUGCCGCUUCCCGCGCGUUGGGUGUGUGGAACGCUCGAGCACCGUUCAUGGCUGUCAUAAGUCGCGUUAGGGUUAUUCCUGCCCUGUGAUACUUGAUCCGUUCACUCCUCACUUCUCCAGGCCAACGAACGAACAGAGCAAACAUGGCACAAACGGGUGACAAGAAUGGCACGGACGAUCUACGACAUCUGCUUGACCAGAUGUCCCUUGAGGAAAAGAUCACAAUGCUGGCGGGGAAGAACGUAUGGGAGACACCUGAGAUUGAUAGGCUGGGUAUACCGUCGUUGAAAGUGUCUGACGGGCCCAACGGCGCACGCGGUGGAUCAUUUUUUGAUGGUACGACUGCAGCAUGCUUCCCAGCCAGUGUCUCCCUAGCCGCGACUUUCAAUCCCGACCUAUCUCGGCAGGUUGGAAAAGCCCUCGGGCAAGAAGCCAUCACCAAAGGAGCAUAUGUGCUUCUGGGACCGACGGUUUGCUGCCAUCGAUCUCCGCUCGGAGGGAGGAACUUUGAGGCGUUCAGCGAAGACCCGCAUUUGAGCGGAGUUUUGGCGAGCGAGUAUGUGAAAGGGCUGCAGGAAGAGAGAGUCGCGGCAACGGUCAAGCAUUUCCUGGCGAAUGAGCAGGAUACGAGACGCUUCUCAAUUAACCAAACCAUCUCUGAGAGAGCCUUACGGGAAAUUUACCUGCGACCAUUUGAGAUGGUAGUAAAGGAGGCAGACCCAUGGUGCUUCAUGUCCAGCUACCCUAAGAUCAAUGGCAAACACGUUGAUGCACAGCCCAAGUUUUUAGACACUAUCCUAAGGAAAGAAUGGAACUAUGAAGGCUUAGCGUUCUCCGAUUGGGGUGCAGCGAGCACUGUAGAGAGCGUGAAAUAUGGCCUCGAUCUCGAAAUGCCCGGGCCACCACGCUUUAGGACGCCAGAAGCCGUUAAUAAGGCUUUGAAGAGCGAAGCCAUUAGCGAGUCCGAUAUUGACGCACGUGUCUUGUCAACGCUGGAGCUCCUCAAAAAGGUUGGAAAAUUCGAUGACCGCAAGACUACGCCAGAGGAAGAAGCCAUAGAUCGACCGGAACAUCGCGCGCUAAUCAGAAAGGCCGGCGGCGAAGGUAUCGUAUUGCUCAAGAAUGAGGGCAACAUUUUACCCAUAGAUGUCAAGAAAACUAAGAAGAUUGCGCUGCUGGGCCCGUUGGCAAAGUAUGCGGCAGCUCAUGGUGGUGGUAGCGCAAGUCUGAACUGUCACUAUAAAGUCACUCCAUAUGAUGCGUUCACACGUAGGUUGGGUGAACAAGUCGAGAUCACGCACUCAAAAGGUGCACAUAUUUUCCGUGUUUAUCCUGAUCUGGAGACGGGGUGUAUCAAUGCUCGUGGCAAUCCCGGCUUUCUUGCGGAGUACUUCAUGACUCCAACGACGACAAAUGUGCCCUUUCUCGUUGAGGAGUUUCCGCGUAGCAGCUUCACAACGUUGAUGAAUACCCGUGUUACAGGUUGUCAAACAGUGCGUUUCGGAACAAACUACCGUCCCUCAGUCUCCGGGUCCCACUAUCUCAGUUUCUCUGGGCUUGGUCCCUCCAAACUCUUCAUCAAUGAUGAGUUGGCGGUUGAGCAAACGGAGCCUUGCAGUGACGCCAUGGGCUUCUUGCUCGGCGUACAGAAGGAGGUCCGCGUGCGAUUCAAGUUCGAAGCCGGAAAGGAAUAUCGCGUCGUCAUUGAGACACAUCCAAGUCCUGUUUCCAAUGCAGAGAUCUACCUGUUGGACAACCAGUGCUCAAUUCACCUCGGCUUCAUUGCGCAAGAGGAAAUGGAACAAGAUGUUCUUGCCGAAGCCGUGAGUCUCGCACAAGAAGCAGACUUGGCCAUCGUAUUCGUAGGUAACACCACACAAUGGGAAACAGAAGGCCAGGAUCUGGAGAGCAUGACGUUGCCAGCCGAUGGAUCACAGGACCACCUAAUCGCCCGCGUUGCUGCGGCGAACCCAAACACCAUAGUUGUCAACACGACCGGCGUACCCGUUGAGCUGCCGUGGCUCGACGCUGUUCCAGCACUCGUACAAGCGUGGUACGCAGGUCAAGAAACCGGAAAUGCGAUUCUAGACGUACUACUUGGCGAGACGUGCCCGAGUGGGAAGUUGCCCAUCUCCUGGCCAAAGAAGUACGAACACACAGGCUGCUACGGCAACUUUGGCCUCGACAGCUUCGAAUCGCGGAAAGUAGAGUAUGUAGAAGGCGUAUUCGUGGGGUACAGAUGGUUUGACAAGUUCUGGGGCCAAGAGCAGGAGGUAAGGUUUCCGUUUGGUUUCGGUCUCUCGUACACAUCGUUCGAGAUUAAAGACGCCGUGGUCGAAGGAUCGAUCUCCAGCGAUCCUAUUGCCAAGGUCAAAAUCACAGCCAAGGUUAGAAACACAGGGACCAUUGCAGGCGCCGAAACGGUGCAGGCUUACCUAGCGCCUCCUGUAGUAGACGGCUUCGCUCGACCCACGAAGGCUCUUGUUGGCUUUGCGAAGGUGGAACUACAGCCUAGCGAAGAGCGGGAGGUGCAGAUAGAGUUUGGGAGGAGCGAUGCGGCGUAUUGGGAUGAAGGGUCAGACAAGUGGAGAGUUACGGAAGGGGCGUAUGAAGUGUUAAUUGCGACGAGUUCGCAUCCUGAAGAUAUCAAGGUGAGGUUAGCAACAGCUGUGAAAGGGGGUUUCGUGUUCGCAGCAUAGUCUAAGGUUGUGCUCCAAGUAUAAAAAACAAAUCAAAGACGGUGUUUCAAUAACAUCGUACAGUACAAAUC